Messenger RNA from Entelurus aequoreus (snake pipefish), 1620 nucleotides. RefSeq names its product leukocyte elastase inhibitor-like. Gene Ontology annotation, biological process: negative regulation of endopeptidase activity. Gene Ontology annotation, molecular function: serine-type endopeptidase inhibitor activity. The record is from RefSeq and is a predicted model, not a curated record. Lineage: Eukaryota; Metazoa; Chordata; Actinopteri; Syngnathiformes; Syngnathidae. The coding region runs from base 123 to 1451 and encodes 442 amino acids. The transcript has 10 exons.
GUAGGCUAAAAGGUGUGUCAGCAUGUAAAAUGCAGCAUUAUUAAAUUAGUCACAGCAGAUUUUUCUUUUCAUUCAGACGUCCACUCAUCACUUCUUCACCUCUUCAUCCUACAGACAUCAUUAUGGCAUCAGGACCCUCUCCAACCGAAGCCAACGGGGUUUUCUCUUUGGCUUUGUUUCAAAAGCUGAGUGAGGAGGGCAAGUCUGCAAAUGUCUUCUUCUCGCCAUUUAGCAUCUCUUCAGCGUUAGCCAUGGCUAUGUUGGGUGCCAGCGCUAACACAUCCGCCCAAAUGUUGCAGGUCCUGGGCUUCACGAAGCCAAAGGAAGCGAUAAUGCAAGAACAAGAGAAAGAAGAAGAACAAGAUCCGCGACAAAAGAUGCAGAACCCGAUGCAAAUGCAGAUAAAGACGCGUCAACAGAUGCGGAUGCAGAUCCAGCAAUGCAGCAGACUGCCACAAUAUCUGAAAAAGGUUCUGAAAGGCGACAGGCCGAGUCAUGAAGAGGUGCACACCCACUUCAAACAACUUUUGAUCGAGUUCAACAAGACCAACGCUGAAUACGCCCUCAGUCUUGCCAACAGGCUUUAUGGGGAGCAAACGUACACGUUUGUUGAGGAAUUCCUUGAGGAAACCAAGAAUUUCUACUUUGCGGAAGUGGAGUCUGUGGAUUUCAAGAAAAAUGCAGAGGCGGCAAGGCUAACAAUGAAUAGUUGGGUGGAUGAGAAAACUCAAGGUAAAAUCAAGGACAUACUGCCGAAGGACAAGGUGUCUGACACAACCAAGCUGGUGCUGAUCAACGCCAUCUAUUUCAAAGGCAACUGGAACCAAAAGUUCAAUGAAGAGUUGACUGUUGAUGCUCCAUUUAAAAUCAACAAGAAUGACACCAAACCAGUGAAGAUGAUGACUCAGAAAAGUAAAUUCCCUAUCGUUUUCAUCCCAGAGAUCAACUGCCAGAUCCUAGAGCUGCCUUACAAAGGAAAGGAUCUAAGCAUGCUUGUCUUCCUGCCCAAUGAAAUUGAGGACGACAUGACAGGCUUGGAGAAAUUGAAGACAGCCCUGACAUAUUCCAAAUUAAUGGAGUGGACUUCUUCGCCCAUGAUGAUUGUAGAAGAGGUCGAGGUGAGCCUGCCAAGAUUCAAGAUGGAGGUGACCUACGACUUAGAGAGCAUUCUGGGCAGCAUGGGCAUGGUGGAUGCGUUUGACAGCAGCAGGAGCGACUUCUCUGGCAUGUCUGCUGCCAAUGACCUGGUCUUGUCCAAAGUCAUCCAUAAGUCAUUUGUGGAGGUCAACGAGGAAGGAAGCGAGGCUGCUGCAGCAACAGCCCUCAUUUUUGUGGAGCGCGCAUCAGCUAUCUCACACACCUUCAUCGCUGACCACCCCUUCUUCUUCUUCAUACGAUACAACCCCACCAACACAAUCCUGUUUGCUGGCCAGUACUCCUCCCCUGAAUGAGACAGUAUUGUAUGUAGUUCUAUUGUUGUAGCGAUCGCUCUUUUUAGUACUGCUAUUCUGUUCUCUCCUGCAAAUUGCAACCGUGUUCAAAUCAUGACGUGGAUUAAAAUGCCGUUUUUGCUGUCGUUGUAUUCUUCAUCACAAUGUCUUCUUGCAACUUCAAUUUCAU